AAACAAACUUAGCAAAUUAAAAAAAAAAAAAAACGCUCAAUUUGCCUCUCUCCCAGACACUCGUAAGAAGCAAAACCUGGCCGCUAAACGCAGGUGGAAACUCUACUAAGCACAAUUCUUCAACAUUCAAUUUUCGCUCCCCCAAUUUCUCAAGGUUGAAUUUUUGCCAUGAUGAAAGUUAGUAAGGGAAAAAAAGGUGUACGGACUGGGGAAAAGAAGAAAAAAAUUAACAUUGAACAAAAUGCUGAUGAUGUUGAGACACAUGUCACCGUGAACAAUGAUGUUGAUCAUGGAGUGCCGGUUACAAAGGGAAAAAAGGUGAAAGUUUCCAUCAACCGAAAAAGAAAGAACAAGGACAAAAAUCUAGUUGAAAGACAAAGACCGGAAGAUGGUGAAGUUGAUUUAGAAGCGCAAAAUGCGGAUCCUGAAAUGGAGAUUGUAAAGGGAAAAAAGGUGAAAGCUACUACUAGUCGAAAAAGGAAGAACAAGGACAAAAAUCUUGUUAGAAGACAAACACCAGUAGACGGAGAAGUUGAUUUAGAAGAGCAAAAUGAUGGAGUAGUGGAACAUUGCGAUUCUAAAGAAAAGGAGGUGAAAAACUCCAAGAAGCCUAGAGAUUCUAAUAUUGAAGCAGCUAUCAAACCUUGUACGUCAAAGCAAGCCAAGAAAAAAAGAAGAAAGGAGGUUCCAAAAUCAUCAGAAAAGAAAGAACAAAAUCAGCAGGAUGACAUUCAUAUUAUUUCCUCUGGAGAUGAUGACUGCUCAAAUGGAAUGAAAAAGUGGAUCAUGGAAUACCAUCAAAGUAGACCAGGGUUGGAGGUUUUGCAACAUCAAAUUGAAGAUUUUAUAUCUACUUACGAGGAAAAAUUGGAAGAGGAAAGAAAAGCAAAAGAAGCCCUUGCUGCAGAAGGGGGAUGGACGGUGGUUCAGCACCACAAGGGUAGAAAGAAAACUACUGACGCCGAAAGUGGGAUUGCUGUGGGCUCGGUUGCUCAGGCUGCUGCAGAAAAUAAGUUGGCCAAAAAGAAACAUACAGGAGUUGGUCAAGAUUUCUACCGCUUUCAAAAAAGAGAAGCUCAGAGAAAUGAGCUAAUGGAAUUGCAGAGCAAAUUUGAAGAGGAUAAAAAACGUCUGCAACAGUUGAGAGCUGCUAGGAAAUUUAGACCAUAUUAAAUGAUGUUGAUUGGAGCCAAUGUCCCAGGUUCUUUUCUUGGGGGAGUGGAUUUAAUUCAUGAAGCACUGAAGUUGAAUUAUCCUUUAGUCCUGACAAAUUUUGUUCAUUUACCUUUCCAAUCUUGUCAAAAAUAUUUGUUAAUUUACGAAGUAGUUGUUUUAAUUUUAGUUAUAUUUUGCUGGGUGGUGUUCCUUCUGCCCAUCAUUGGAUUGCAUUAACCUAUGUUAUUGUGGAUGUAUAAUUAUCAUAUCUUUUUCCUCGGUUAUCUUUUUAUGUCA
Molecule: messenger RNA, 1452 nt
Organism: Medicago truncatula (barrel medic)
Lineage: Eukaryota; Viridiplantae; Streptophyta; Magnoliopsida; Fabales; Fabaceae
Product: DNA ligase 1
Exons: 9
Coding region: 169-1173 (334 amino acids)
Biological process (GO): rRNA processing; ribosomal small subunit assembly
Cellular component (GO): UTP-C complex; CURI complex
Source: RefSeq, a predicted model, not a curated record